This is a messenger RNA of Triplophysa rosa, 6517 nucleotides long. Its product is annotated as adhesion G protein-coupled receptor L2-like. Gene Ontology annotation, cellular component: neuron projection; membrane. NCBI's taxonomy places the organism in Eukaryota, Metazoa, Chordata, Actinopteri, Cypriniformes, Nemacheilidae. The transcript has 22 exons. Bases 665 to 5170 code for a protein of 1501 amino acids. The record is from RefSeq and is a predicted model, not a curated record. Gene Ontology annotation, molecular function: carbohydrate binding; G protein-coupled receptor activity. Gene Ontology annotation, biological process: cell surface receptor signaling pathway; adenylate cyclase-activating G protein-coupled receptor signaling pathway; brain development.
GCCUCUGCAGAGAGACACGCAGCCGGCUCGACGCGCUCGCUCGCUCGCUCGCUCGCCUCCUUUGAGCUUCUGGGUCGAGAUUCACUUUGCGCAGUACGAAGCGACUGGGAUUUCCUUAAGUUCAAAAACAUAUUUCCAGUUGAGUGUGCGGCAAGUCCCGUACCGGUACAGUCAGAGUUCAUUAAACAGCUCGGCCGGCACGAUGGCGAGAGGACGCGUGGGUUCGUAGACGUAACGCGAGUAUUUUGCGUCCGAGCCGAGCGCUGCAUGAACCGGGACACCUCCGCCUCCCGAAAACGGCGACGUGAUAUUUUGAAUCGAGUACGAGUUGUUCAGUUUGUGGGUAUACGGUAACCCGAAGGCCUGAUGGAGUUAUCUGGAGCGCACGGAUGUUUUGGGAACGCGUCUACCUGAGCGAACGCAUUGGAUCCGAACGCGUUGGACGCGCUGAAAGUCUUUGUGCGCUGCUUUUAGGGGUGACUUAUAAACCCUGUCGUUUUAUACUGCGUCAAAUCACUUUCCUCAGGGACUAUUCCUCAACAUAUGGAAGAUGAUUGGUGAAGCUCUGAGAAAAACAGAUCGCUGACAUCGUGGCCUGAAUACUUGUCCUUCCCCUUUAAAGUCUAAACUAUCGUCCAGCGUCUGGAGACCGCCAUUAACUGCGAUGGCUUCUUCACUGUGGAACUGUCCCUUUGUGCACGGACUUGUGUUAACUGUGAUCUUUUUACAAUGUUCAGAAGCUUUCAGUCGGUCAGCUUCACCGUUUGGCCUGGUGCGGAGAGAGCUGUCGUGCGAGGGCUACCCCAUCGAUCUCCGCUGCCCGGGGAGUGAUGUCAUCAUGAUAGAAACCGCCAACUACGGCCGCACAGAAGACAAGAUUUGCGACGCUGACCCGUUCCAGAUGGAAAACAUUAACUGCUACCUCCCUGACGCCUACAAAAUCAUAUCUCAAAGGUGCAACAACCGGACGCAGUGUGUUGUCAUCACUGGAUCAGAUGUCUUCCCAGAUCCAUGUCCCGGGACGUACAAGUAUCUUGAGGUCCAGUACGAGUGUGUGCCGUACAUUUUCAUUUGCCCCGGGACUCUGAAAGCGGUCGGGGACCCAGCCUUCGUGUUUGAGGCCGAACAGCAAUCCGGAGCCUGGUGCAAAGACCCCCUGCAGGCCGGGGAUAAGAUCUACUUCAUGCCGUGGACUCCGUACCGCACAGACACGCUCAUUGAGUACACCUCGCUCGAUGACUUGCGCAGCGGUCGACAGACAACUACAUACAAGCUUCCACACCGCGUGGACGGAACUGGAUUUGUGGCCUACGAUGGGGCCAUUUUCUUCAACAAGGAACGCACGCGAAACAUUGUAAAAUUUGACCUGAGGACUCGGAUAAAGAGUGGAGAGGCCAUUGUUGCCAAUGCCAACUACCACGACACCUCGCCGUAUCGCUGGGGUGGCAAAACCGACAUUGACUUGGCGGUGGACGAGCGAGGACUGUGGGUCAUCUAUGCCACCGAGCAGAACAACGGACGUAUUGUUCUCAGCCAACUCAACCCAUACACGCUACGCUUCGAAGCCACGUGGGAAACGGCCUACGACAAACGCUCGGCGUCCAAUGCCUUCAUGGUAUGUGGCGUAUUGCACGUGGUGCGUUCCACUUAUGAGGAGAACGAAAGCGAGGCCAGUAAGAGCCAAAUCGACUACGUGUACAACACCAAAUGGGGCCAAGGGGAGUAUACGGACAUCCUCUUUCCCAACCAGUAUCAAUACAUCGCCGCUGUGGAUUACAACCCAAGGGAUAACCAGCUAUAUGUGUGGAAUAAUUUUUACAUUCUGCGCUACAAUCUUGACUUCGGCCCACCUGAUCCAGCCGAAGUACCGACCGUCUCAGAUGAAGUCAGGUCGACGGUGCUGCCCAGAAGAACUACACCCGUUAUGACCACCACAACAGUUGCUGCCCACAAAUCCCCGGUGAACAUCACCACCACCCCCAAUCCCAGGGGCAGGGACACAGCUGCGGACCACCCUGAGCCAGCGGAGCCCACCGCUGUCAGCUUGCCCCCCUCCAGCAAACGCUUCUGCGACAGCGCGGAGAGGCGAGGAAUAUCCUGGCCUCAAACGCACCGCGGGGCGACGGUGGAGCGUCCCUGUCCUAAAGGAACUCGAGGAAUCGCUUCGUUUCUAUGCACGGCUGUCGAUGGGACCUGGAAUGCCAAGGGUCCCGAUCUCAGCAACUGUACAUCCCAUUGGGUAACACAGGUGGCACAGAAGAUCCGCAGUGGAGAAAACGCAGCAAACCUGGCCAAUGAGCUGGCGCGUCACACUCAGGGUCCCGUGUACGCCGGGGACGUGAGCUCAUCCGUUCGACUGAUGGAACAGCUCGUGGAUAUACUGGACGCACAACUGCAAGAACUGAAACCUCGUGAGAAAGACUCAGCGGGACGCAGCUUCAACAAGCGUCAAAAAAGAGAGAGGACUUGCAGGGCCUAUAUGAAGGCCAUCGUGGACACGGUUGACAACCUCCUGAGGCCAGAAGCCCUUAAAUCCUGGGAGGACAUGAAUUCCACAGAGCAAACACACGCCGCCACCAUGUUACUCGAUACCCUGGAGGAAGGAGCCUUUGUCCUUGCAGACAACCUGAUCGAGCCCGCUGUCGUCAGAGUGCCUGCCGAGAACAUCAUUUUGGACGUGUACGUGUUGAGCACUGACGGCCAAAUUCAAGACUUCAGGUUUCCACAGACCAGCAAAAGAGGAGCCGCAAUUCAGCUCUCAGCCAACACGGUCAAACUGAACAGUAAAAACGGUUUUGCCAAGUUGGUCUUCGUCCUCUAUAAGCACCUGGGGGAUUUCCUGAGUACAGAGAAUGCCACAGUGAGGUUAAUGGGAGAGGGCGGAGUCAGAAACCACACCCUGACCGUCAACUCCCACAUCCUCUCCGCCUCCAUCAACAAAGAGUCCAGCAGGGUGUUUGUGUCAGAGCCGGUCAUAUUCACGCUGGAGCAUCUGGACACCGAAAAUUACUUCAACCCAAACUGCUCUUUCUGGAACUACUCGGAGAGGAGCAUGAUGGGAUACUGGUCAACGCAAGGCUGCAAACUCCUCGCGACAAACAAGACUCACACCACAUGUUCCUGCAGUCACCUCACUAACUUUGCAAUCCUGAUGGCUCAUCGUGAACAUGCGGGCGAGGGGAGCGUCCACGAACUCCUGCUGACAGUCAUCACGCGAAUGGGCAUCGCCGUUUCGCUUGUCUGCCUCGCCAUUAGUGUCUUCACUUUCUGCUUCUUCUGCGGCCUGCAGAGUGACCGCAACACCAUCCACAAGAAUCUGUGCAUUAACCUCUUCAUCGCCGAGCUCCUCUUCCUCGUGGGCAUCAACAUGACCGAACCUCCGAUCGUGUGCUCCGUGAUCGCUGGAUCGCUUCAUUUCUUCUUCCUGGCGGCGUUUGCCUGGAUGUGUUUGGAAGGUGUUCAGCUGUUCCUCAUGCUCGUGGAAGUCUUUGAGAGCGAGUUUUCCCGGCGAAAGUACUAUUACGCGUCCGGCUAUCUGUUUCCCGCUGUGGUGGUGGGGAUUUCGGCAGUCAUCGACUACAAAAGCUACGGCACCAAGAAAGCUUGUUGGUUGAGGGUUGAUAAUCAUUUCAUCUGGAGUUUUAUUGGUCCUGUCACAUUCGUCAUUAUGCUUAAUCUCAUCUUUCUGGUGGUGACUAUGUACAAGAUGGUAAAACACUCGACGUCUAUGAAACCUGAUUCCAGCAGACUGGAGAACAUACGGUCCUGGGUGCUGGGCGCUUUUGCAUUGCUGUGUCUGCUUGGCCUCACUUGGUCCUUUGGCUUGUUCUUCUUAAACGACUCUUCCAUACUGAUGGCGUACCUCUUCACCAUCUUCAAUACCUUGCAAGGGAUGUUCAUCUUCAUCUUCCACUGUCUCCUGCAGAAGAAGGUGCGUAAAGAAUACAGCAAGUGUUUCCGUCAGUCUCAGUGCUGUGGCGGUCUGCCCUCUGAAGGCCCUCACAGCUCCAACAAAGCCUCGGCCUCCAGGUCCACGGCUCGAUAUUCAUCUGCUACACAGAGUCGCAUCAGGAGGAUGUGGAACGACACGGUGAGGAAACAGUCGGAGUCUUCCUUUAUCUCCGGAGACAUCAACAGCACUUCCACUCUAAACCAAGGAAUGACCGGCAACUAUCUCCUAACUAACCCUCUCCUACGGCCCCACGACACUAACAACCCCUAUAACAACCUUCUCGCCGAAACCAUCGUGUGCAACACGCCUUCACCUCCGGCGUUCCACUCCCCAGGCCAGCACUCGCUGACGAACAGCCGUGAUGUCAGCACCAUGGACACGCUCCCUCUCAACGGCAACUUCAACAACAGUUACUCGCUGAGGGAGGACGACUACGAAGACCCCGCGUUUCGCUGCCCGGCCGAAUGCGCUUUAGGCCUGGACGACCCUGCCUUGGAAAAGAUGAUCAUCUCCGAACUGGUUCACAACAACCUGAGGCCUCGCGGACCGCCACGGAACCAAAGCGACACCAAAACCGAGCAAGGCUUCAAUCGCAGAGACCCAGCGGUGCAGCAGACGCGCGUCAGCAUCGACGGGGGUGUUGGUAACAGCAGCGGGAGCGAAGACGAUGCCAUAGUUGCUGAUGCCGACACCUCCGCUUUGUCAGCGUCCACAAACCACCCGGCACUGGAGCUUCUGCUCCUUAACCCGAACCACCGGGAGGCCCUUGAGGCCCCGCUUUUGCCCCAGCGAACUCAUUCCCUCCUUUACUGUGCUCAGAGGGCGUCUCGACGGGCCGCCAGGCCACAGGAAGACAGCAGGGAGGCAGAAGAAGAGCAAAGGCCGGCAGAAGAAGAGAACACGUCCUCGCCAAAUAACAGGGACUCGUUGUACACGAGCAUGCCCGAUCUCAGAGACUCGUCGCCCUCGGAGUCGGUCGACCCUGCCAGCGGAGAGGACGACGGUUCGCCCUGCUCGUCCACUCGAGGUGAACCAGAGGAACUCUUUCACAAGAGCUUGCCCGACCUGGGCGACGGGACGCAACCCCUCUCCUACUAUCAAAUAAGCCGGCGGGGGACCAGCGAGGGCUGUAUUGGCCCCGGGCUCCCUGACGGCUGUCUCCCACGGGAAGGUGAAGCGGAUAAAGAUGGACAGAUGCAGCUAAUCACCAGCCUCUGAGCCCAGAAUGUUCCCUUGCGCUCCUUUUUCUUUACCUGUUCUGACCGUUCAGACACAAACUGCGAGAGAGGGACUCGUCGACGGCACAAUGACUUUUUUUAGAUACAGUCCUUUCGAACGCUUAGGUUGUGCGAGUGCGGAUGUGGAGGCUGUUUCCUGAGACUGGCAUCAUACACAUCUUUGUACAAUAUACUGUAAAAAACAACGACAAGACAUACAUGCCAAUGUCCGAUUUUUUGUAGAACUUUUCAAACGUUUCCGGCCAGUUUGCAGGUAAUCGUCCCGUCUUGGAAACGCAGAGGUUCUCUGUAAUGCAGAAGGAAGGGUUAAAGACUGAAAAAAGAACCACUAUUCCAGACUCAGGCUUUAUAUUUUCUCUUUUGCACAUAUAACUGUUGUACGAAUGACAGCUGAAGAAAAUAUAUUUUGCAGUACCACAAGGGUAAAGAAGAAAAGUGUUGAGGAAUAAUGACCAUAUUAGAAACAGUUCAGAUAAAUGCUAGGGAAGUCGUUGCACAUUUUCUUGCAAUGUGUGAGAUUUUUCAUGUGUUGUUAAAGCAUUGAGGACAUGGAGGGAGCCAGAAGAAGCCGUACUCACAUCUCCUCUCACGAGCGGUGUGCUCUGCUAGGGAUUGUACCAUUCAAAUGUGUUUUGCCAACGUGUAUGUAGAAAAAGAAGCUUCCUUAUUUUUGUUCAGCUGAACAAAAGCGGUGUCUUGCACAAAUUCGGAGUGAAUUGGAUUCAUAUGUAAUUUAUUUUACUUAAAACAGAAAAAGAAAAGAAAUGCUUGACAGUAUUUGUCAGGGAUCAGGAAUAUUCAUAUGUGGUAACACCUCACCUUAAGGACAUAUCUCAGUAUUUGACACGAAAUAAUUUAUUAGAUGAAGUAUGAACUAUGAAAUACAAGGGUUGAGACAGACGUGUGCGUGAUGCAACACUGUUGAUAUUCAUUUCAAUCUUUUCUAAGAGCCCAUUGUCAUGCGCUGAUGUAAAUUCAACUCUUGUUUGAUAUCAAAUAAAUGUGACAAUUUUUCUGGUUUGCAAAUAUCAGUCUCAUUCCAUGCAGUGUUGAACUUACAGAAUUGUUGAAUGCGAUGAAGGAACAUUUAACAUAAAACCAUUUAAAGAGAAGAGAAAAUAUAAGGUGGGAUUUGAUUUUGAUCAAUUGAAGCACUGAGCGUUGACUUUUGACCGAGACCAUCUCCACAUAUGCGAUGAGAAUAAAUCGAACACUCUUCACCAGUGCUUAUUUUUACAUUUGCUGAUCAAUUUGCGUACAAAAAUAAGACCAAAAACACGUAUUAAGGUGAAUUAAUUGUGAUUUCAUGUUGCCUUUAAAGAACUCU